AUGCCAGCAGAGAAGAUUGACGGAAAGUUUAUUAGUACGGAUUUGAGAUCAAAGAUCAAGGACGAGAUCGCAACAUUGAAGAAGACACAUCCUUCGUUCAGUCCAAAGAUUGUCAUCAUUCAAGUGGGGGAUCGUCCGGACUCUUCAACAUAUGUUCGUAUGAAGUUGAAGUCUUGUGCUGAGGUCGGAAUCGACGGUGAGCUGCUAAAGUAUCCUGCAGAUAUUUCACAAACGGAGAUGAUGCAGAAAUUGGAUGCCUUGAAUAAAGACGUAUCUGUUCACGGUGUCCUUGUACAAUUGCCAUUGCCUUCUCAUCUUGACGAAGAAGCCGUGACCAAUGCAGUCAAUGUGGAAAAGGAUGUGGAUGGCUUCUCCGAACUGAAUAUCGCUGCAGUGUUCAAAAAAAACUCCAAGUUAAAGAUUGUGCCAUGCACUCCCAAGGGUAUCAUGUAUAUGUUAGACUACGAAAAGAUUCCAUUGGAAGGCAAAAAUGCAGUCGUAUGUGGAAGAUCCGAUAUAGUAGGUGGACCUAUGAGCAAGCUUUUGGAGAAGAGAGGUGCCACAGUAACAACGUUACACUCUAAGACCACUCCUGAACAGUUUAAAUUUUUUUUGAAGAAUGCCGAUAUCAUUGUUUCAGCGGUUGGAAAAGUCAACUUCAUUCACGGCGAAGAUGUGAAGCCAGGAUGUGUUAUUGUUGACGUCGGUACAAACUAUGUUGCUGACGAAACUAAGAAAUCCGGCCAAAGAAUGGUUGGUGACGUCGAUUAUGAAUCAUGUGCCCAAGUGGCGUCGAAAGUGACUCCUGUCCCUGGAGGAGUUGGCCCAAUGACCGUUGUCAUGGUGUUAGAUAACCUUUUACAAACAGCAAAGGAACAAUCACACUUGUAG
This is a messenger RNA of Pichia membranifaciens NRRL Y-2026, 891 nucleotides long. RefSeq lists its product as hypothetical. Gene Ontology annotation, molecular function: methenyltetrahydrofolate cyclohydrolase activity; methylenetetrahydrofolate dehydrogenase (NADP+) activity. Gene Ontology annotation, cellular component: cytosol. The transcript has a single exon. Gene Ontology annotation, biological process: tetrahydrofolate interconversion. The record is from RefSeq and is a predicted model, not a curated record. The coding region runs from base 1 to 891 and encodes 296 amino acids. NCBI's taxonomy places the organism in Eukaryota, Fungi, Ascomycota, Pichiomycetes, Pichiales, Pichiaceae.